Sinocyclocheilus grahami is the source of this 280-nucleotide messenger RNA. Its product is annotated as fatty acid-binding protein, intestinal-like. NCBI's taxonomy places the organism in Eukaryota, Metazoa, Chordata, Actinopteri, Cypriniformes, Cyprinidae. The annotation marks the transcript as partial. Gene Ontology annotation, molecular function: lipid binding. The transcript is spliced from 2 exons. The record is from RefSeq and is a predicted model, not a curated record.
UAAAGUUAGGCCACCGUCAGGAUCACAGCAGUCUGUCAUCAUGGCCUUCAACGGGACCUGGAAAGUCGACCGCAAUGACAACUACGAGAAGUUCAUGGAGGAAAUGGGCAUCAACAUGGUUAAGAGGAAACUAGCGUCUCAUGACAACCUGAAGAUCACUGUGGAACAGACCGGAGACAAGUUCCACCUGAAGGAAGUCAGCACUUUCCGCACGGUGGAAAUUAACUUUACUCUAGGCGUCAACUUUGAAUAUUCCAUGGCAGACGGCACUGAGCUCACA